Messenger RNA from Phaethon lepturus (White-tailed tropicbird), 1165 nucleotides. Its product is annotated as 3-hydroxy-3-methylglutaryl-coenzyme A reductase-like. Bases 8 to 1108 code for a protein of 366 amino acids. Gene Ontology annotation, molecular function: hydroxymethylglutaryl-CoA reductase (NADPH) activity; protein binding. The record is from RefSeq and is a predicted model, not a curated record. Gene Ontology annotation, biological process: isoprenoid biosynthetic process; coenzyme A metabolic process; sterol biosynthetic process. The transcript has 8 exons. Gene Ontology annotation, cellular component: endoplasmic reticulum membrane; peroxisomal membrane. Lineage: Eukaryota; Metazoa; Chordata; Aves; Phaethontiformes; Phaethontidae.
UAAGGUUAUGGGAACUUGCUGUGAAAAUGUGAUUGGAUAUAUGCCUAUUCCUGUAGGCGUAGCAGGACCACUAUUUUUGGAUAAAAAAGAGUUUUACGUUCCAAUGGCAACAACAGAAGGAUGUCUUGUAGCAAGCACAAAUAGAGGAUGUAGAGCAAUAUGUCUUGGUGGAGGAGCAAGUAGCUGCAUUCUGGCAGAUGGGAUGACUCGAGGACCUGUUGUAAGGCUGCCCACUGCUUGCCAGGCUGCAGAAGUGAAAGUUUGGCUUGAAAGCCCUGAAGGUUUUAAAAUAAUGAAGGAAGCUUUUGACGGCACAAGUAGGUUUGCCCGCCUACAAAAACUUAUCAUCAGUUUGGCUGGUCGUAACCUUUAUAUCCGUUUUCAGUCUGGAACAGGGGAUGCAAUGGGAAUGAAUAUGAUUUCAAAAGGUACUGAAAAAGCACUGGCAAGGUUGAAUGAAGAGUUUCCUGAUCUCCAGGUUAUAGCUAUUAGUGGCAACUAUUGUACAGACAAAAAGCCUGCUGCUAUAAAUUGGAUAGAAGGAAGAGGGAAGUCUGUUGUCUGUGAAGCAGUUGUUCCAGCCAAGGUUGUUAGAGAAGUAUUGAAGACAACUACAGAAGAUAUAGUUGAAGUCAAUAUAAACAAAAAUUUGGUAGGUUCUGCGAUGGCUGGUAGCAUAGGUGGCUACAAUGCACAUGCAGCAAACAUUGUGACAGCUAUCUACAUUGCCUGUGGUCAGGAUGCUGCACAGAACGUGGGCAGCUCUAAUUGCAUCACUUUGAUGGAGCGUACUGGUUUCACUAAUGAAGACCUAUACAUCAGCUGCACAAUGCCUUCUAUAGAAAUAGGAACUGUUGGUGGAGGCACCAACUUGCUUCCGCAGCAGGCCUGUUUGCAGAUGUUAGGGGUUCAAGGUGCAAGCCAAGACAACCCUGGUGAAAAUGCCCGUCAGCUUGCUAAAAUCAUAUGUACUACAGUGAUGGCAGGGGAAUUGUCACUAAUGGCAGCUCUUGCAGCUGGGCAUCUAGUCAAAAGCCACAUGAUUCACAACAGGUCAAAAAUAAAUCUACAAGAUCUUCAAGGAACCUGCAUGAAGAAGGCAGCUUGAAUACUAAAGCAGCUUUGAAAUGAAGAAUUGUUCUAGCAACUGACUAGGUGCAUGGGG